AUGAAUUCUACUGCUCUUCGCCCCCAGGGGUCUCAUGGCGGCAUCACCAAACGCGCUGGUGGUCGUACUCGAAUUGACAGAGACGGAGAUCUUGAUAUGGAUGGUCCUUCUGGAGGACGCGGUGGCCGUGGCCGAGGAAAUAGAAACAGGGGCGGUCGUGGUGGUGGGGCCGGUGCUGUUUCUAGAGGAGGGCGAUCGGGCGCUGGUUCUAUUAUCCCCGCUGGUCCUGCUGCCAGUCGUAUGGAUCUGAAUCAGAACAGGAAUAGGGGGAUCCCAGCGAGAGGUCCUCGGAAUGGAAUAGUAUCCGUUUCUGAAACACUAGUUGAGGUUAGAAUCACAGGGUGGAAGGAUAGCAAGGGUUCUGCGGAGGAGGCAAUCGCUUUCCUGGAGAGGAAGAGUCGAGUGAAGCUUCGAAAGACCUUAAAACAAGGAGACACCAUCAUCGCCCAGGUCCCAUUCCCAAAGAUUCACUCGAUUCUAGAAUGGAAUGACGCCCAAUUUGCAUCUUCCAAGCUAAGGCUAGCCGCACCCAGUCUCGGCAGACUCGACGUUACAGAGAGGAGUGAGGCGGUUAUCUCACGAGCCAAUCCAGCGAAUAAGGAUACCGUGGACACGAUCCUAGCCCUUGAGGGCGUUCUUGCGAAUCGGUAUAAUCCCGAGAGCAAAUUCCUAGAUCUAUCACGGCUCGGUGAGGAUGCACUCCUGAAGGCAAACGGCUUCUUCCAACUCAGCAGCACAACCAGCAAGAUGUUCCCAGCGCUCAUGCAAGUAGCUGAAAAGAAGUUCACGACGGCGCAGCAAAAACGUGACACGGUCCACAGCGUAUCGCUAGCAUACAAUAACCUAAAGGACGUCCGCACCGUCACGAGCCUGAGCGUAACGUUUCCGGACUUGAAGAACUUGAGCCUGGAAGGAAAUUCCAUCCAGGACUGGAACACACUGGACAGUUGGCGCCACAGGUUCAAGAACUUGGAACAGUUGGUCCUCAGCGGAAACCCGAUCACAUCACAACAGGGCUACGUAGAGGAGGCCUACCGGCGAUAUCAGAAGCUUUUAAUGCUGGACAAUAUCCCUGUGGACCCCGCGAUCAGACAAAAAAUCACGGCGGAGGGCGCAGCACCCGUCCUCCCGCACAAAGUCCAGUCAAGAUUCAUCCAGGACGACUACGGCGUCGGCAUGAAGUUCCUCUCCCGCUUCUUCGAAGCCUACGACGCGGACCGGGUCUCCCUGCUCCGCGAGUUCUACGACGGUGAAUCUCUCUUCUCCCUCUCGGUCAACACGUCCGCGCCGCGCACCAAGGAGCAGCAAAACACCCGCCAGUUCUGGGACGAGUACAUCCCCAGGUCACGCAACCUGAAGCGCGUCUCGCACUUGAAGGGCCGCACCGAUAGACUCGCCAUGGGGCCCGACGAGAUCGCCAAGUUGUGGGGCGAGCUGCCUGCCACCAAGCACGACCUUGCCAACGGUGAUGCUUGGAGCUUCGACAUCUGGCCUGUCGAGGUCACGUCCGGCGUCAUGGGCGUGCUAUGCACCGUACAUGCCGAGUUCCAGGAACUCAAUAAGGUGGACGGCCCGCAGAAGGUUGUCCGCCGGAGCUUCGACCGCUCCUUCAUGCUGCGGCCGGACGUUCUCGGUAAGGUUAAGGUGGCCAAUGACAUGUUGGUGGUCAGGGCCUAUGGUGGCUUCGAUAGCUGGAAGCCGGAGGAUGGGAGUGGGAGCGCUGGAGGUGGAGGGGAGCAGGAAAAAGGAGAAGCAGCGAAGAAGUCCAUGUGUGAGCAAUUGAUGGCGCAGACCAGGUUGAGGUCGGACUGGGCUACCAUGUGUCUUUCGGAGACAGGGUGGAAUAUUGAAAGUGCCUGGAAGGCGUUUUUGGAGGCUAAGGCCAACGGCGCAAUCCCUCCGGAUGCAUAUUUGCCCGAUUCUACCACCGCUCCUGCCACUGCCAUUGGCGCGAAUACUGCGGGUGGCCGAGAUGGGAUCUUAUAGGGUGGAUCCAUCAAACCCCUUUCCUGUCUUCAUGUAUCAGAAUCAUUGUACAGAAGUCACGGGCGACUACAGCUUUUGUUUCUCUCUUUUUUGCACAUUUUCAUAUGUUGGGUUGGCUGGCUAGGGAUGGGCUCCC
This is a messenger RNA of Tuber melanosporum (Perigord truffle), 2122 nucleotides long. RefSeq lists its product as uncharacterized. Gene Ontology annotation, biological process: poly(A)+ mRNA export from nucleus. Gene Ontology annotation, cellular component: nucleus. The transcript is spliced from 3 exons. Gene Ontology annotation, molecular function: protein binding; RNA binding. The record is from RefSeq and is a predicted model, not a curated record. Bases 1 to 1986 code for a protein of 661 amino acids. Lineage: Eukaryota; Fungi; Ascomycota; Pezizomycetes; Pezizales; Tuberaceae.